This is a messenger RNA of Cephus cinctus (wheat stem sawfly), 2979 nucleotides long. RefSeq names its product stress response protein NST1. NCBI's taxonomy places the organism in Eukaryota, Metazoa, Arthropoda, Insecta, Hymenoptera, Cephidae. The transcript has 2 exons. Bases 316 to 1791 code for a protein of 491 amino acids. The record is from RefSeq and is a predicted model, not a curated record.
CUAAAUUGGAAGUCGCUCGACCAUUUUCAGCAAUGACGCGCGACGUGGAUACGCGACGACGUUCGGGAAUCUCAACGAGAUUGAAAUAAAUCCGGAACAUCGCGGAGUGAAUCUCUCGCGAGAGCGACACUCGUAAAAGACUGAAUUUCUAGAAAGUGACAAGGAUGGCAGAUGCUUUAUUAGAGAUGGACAAGGACAGUACAAAGGACUACGAAACACACUGGCCUGAAAUAAUACCAGUGCCAUCUUGAAAUCAGCUGUCACCAGCAGACGAUACGCAGCGGGAACUGUUUGACAUCGUGGUGUUACAGGGACAUGGAAAUAAAUCGUGCUGAUCUAAGGAUAGGUGAAUCGUCUUCAGACUUGAUCCCCGUGUACGUGAAGCCAGAGGAUCAAGAGCGAGAUUCAGAGUCGAGCGAUGCGGAAGUCAUCACGGAGGCCAAUCACUUUUGUGCAAUAGAGAUAAAGGAGAGUAAUAAUAACUCGAGAGGAUCGACGAUACGCGAGGAAAUAACCACCUGCGACUUUAGCGGUUUAAGUUCAUUAGAUUCGAGCAUAAGUAACGAACAGCAGACAGACGUGACCGCCUUAACCAGCGUUCUGUCGGAUCCGAUAAAUUUAAGAGCACUAGAUUCAGAUUUUAUAAGCGAGGAGCUGCAGAGGCGAAUGAAUCAAGCGACGGAGGUGUUUGUUGACGGUGAGGAUCACAUUCACACAUCGAAUUACAGUAUCCCGACAGUGACAAUCCCAAAUGAAUUUCUGGAGGGUUUAAAUCUCAACAUAAAGAGAGAAGGAAUCGGAAACGAGACGACCUACACCGCGGAAUGGUUGUGCGAGGCGAACGAGGAUCCAGGACUGCGUUUGAAGAUCUCAAAGGGUGGUAAGCAGCACCGAUUAGAUGCGUCAGGCACAGACCCACACUCAACAAUAGCGCCCUUGGCCAAGCGCAAGGGCAUACUGCGGGUGAGCUGCGUGGAGAGUUACAAAGGAAACGAGAGCAAGUUAAACGGGACGGAGAAGCCAAAGCGCAGAGCGCGAAUAAAGGCAAAGCCCCGUCAGGAUUACAGGGAAAGAUUGAGAAGGAAAGCAGAGUGCAUGAGAGAGAAGAGGAAGAAGCUAUCGGAAGAAGAAAGCGAGGAGCAGCGGCUACAGAGGUUAGCGAAGGAGGCUGCCAAGAGGAGGGAAAUGAGAAUGUAUUACGAGACACCGGAGCAGAGACGCAAGAGACUGGAUACCGAGGCUGCACGUAAACGAGAAUACAGGAUGUACAAUGAGACGCCGGAAGAGAGAAGAAAGAGAUUGGAUAGGGAAGCCGAGAGGAGGAGGUUCAAGAGGAUGACCUUGUACGCGAGUGAGACCCCGGAACAACGUAGAGAACGAUUGGAUAGAGAAUCUGCCAAGAGACGGGAGGCAAGGCUAAAUCAAUACGCCAAGGAGACCGAGGAGCAGAGACGCGAGAGACUGCGUCGGGACGCCCAGAGAGCUCAGGAGAUGCGGUUCACCAGGUCUGCCAUUGAAACUGAGGAGGAGCGCAGGCAAAGGUUAGUAAAAGACGCCCGUAGAAAGAAGGAAUUAAGGAUGCAUGGCGCCAAUUCGGCAAGCAAUUUCACUGAGCUUCAAACCGUUCGCAGUUUUGAAGAGUUAAACAAUGUGCAGAUGAGGGACGAUCCUGAUAAUCAAUUGGGCAGCCACUACCUGAGCAACUGGAUGAUGUGGUUUCAAAAUACCUUGACUCAGCCUAUACACAUCGGAGAGCAGACUAUCGAGCCCCAGUCUCAAAAUAACGGAUGAACGCUCCUUUGUAUUAGCUGAGUCCCAUUGCAAUUAUGGGAGACACAAGGUGCAUUCGCAGGAUUCAUCGACGAGUACGUUGAUCGCUUGAGACACGUCACGAAGAGACACAAGAGAAACUACAUCAGUCCGAUGAAGAUUUAUAAAUCACGUGUCAACGAUGUGUGCUCGUUGGUCGGAAAUCGAGAGGAGCAAUGACAAAAAAAGAUAUAUAUGACGAUUAUAAGAUAAUCGAAUUAAUCAAGAGUCGCACGUGAUCAAAUGCACUGUGUAUUUAUUUUACGAUAGUUUGCAUACGAAUUUAUCGAUAAUCGUACGUCCUAGCAAGAUUUUUUCUCUUUAUCGUACCGAGGAGUUGUGCGAUUGUUUAUUAGACUUUUUCUCGGCCGCAAUUCAAUGAUAAAUAUUCCUCCGCGUUUCUGACACAGAUGGACAUUGAAGGAUAUGACUGAGUCGAUCGCUGAAGAUUCUUGCUGGACAAACGAAGACAAGAGUGUCUGACAAAAAAAAAUAAUACUUAAUUAUCAGUGCCUUUAGUUUCGUUAUUCCUAACUGGUGGAAGAGAGAAAAUAGGAAUUUUGAGAAAGAAAAAAAACAGGUAAAAACAGACGGAUAUGCUUUUUCCGCCUGAACGUGCAGUACCGGCCGAAUUAAAAUGUUCUAAAAAUUCGGUCGUCUCUUCAGCACUAUGUAAAACUACUGUGUAGUUUAUUUGACAGUUCCUCUUUUUAUUGAACAACCAGGGACAGAGCAAUGGGAAGAUGCGUGAUUCCUUGGAAUCCCCUUAGCGCGAUUGCUUCUUUAAUGUGUACAAGUUUUCGUUAACGAUAAAACUUGUUCGAUUCUCGCAAAAUGAUAAUUUGUGGGAGAUGCGCAAAAAAGAACUUGUACAGUGUAUUAUUGAGUUUUUAUGUUAAUAAUUCUACUCCACUUUCUGUUACACUAAUAUAACUAGUUAUUGGCUGCAUUUAUACACGAGACUAGAGACUAAUUCAGAGUAGUUUGAGAUAUACUCGUUAGCACGAUCUUGUCCUCGCUCCUUUUCAAAAGAGGAGGAUAUGCUGAUUGCGAAAAUUUUAUUAAGGACCCUUCAAUUUUCACCCUGAUUCAAUUUUAGGAACAAAGUAACUAUUAUAUCAAAUCCAAGAACGAAUUUGUUUUUGAAUAAAGAUAUUUCAAUGACUUGUA